Messenger RNA from Daphnia pulex (common water flea), 1411 nucleotides. RefSeq names its product larval cuticle protein 9-like. Bases 760 to 1266 code for a protein of 168 amino acids. The transcript has 3 exons. Gene Ontology annotation, cellular component: extracellular matrix. The record is from RefSeq and is a predicted model, not a curated record. Lineage: Eukaryota; Metazoa; Arthropoda; Branchiopoda; Diplostraca; Daphniidae.
GAAAUCAGUUGAGAUUUCCCGGUUCCGUUUUUCACGAAGUUUGGAAAGAGACACACCCUCACUGCUGGAACGGAAUUCGUGUUGUAUACACGGUUUAUGAUUUUUGAGUUUCACGCGGUAUUUUUCUUUCCCCCCUAUCCUAUAUUAUAUAAAUGGGCCAUUAAACAAAAAGAGAAAAAACAAACUUUUUCUUUCUGGGUAUUAUUUCCCUCGUCGUGAUUGAAUCACUUGAAUUACGCUGAAUUUACUUCUGUUUUUACGGCACGGCAAGUAACAUGCGUUAGGAAUGAUAUAUUCACCAUUCUUCAUACCGGUAAUCAAGUUAUAUAAAAGGCAAUUGCAGCAUCGAAUGCGGGGUUUUUAGAUGUGACGCGCUGAAACAAAAUGGAAUAGAAAUCAAAUAGAAAUAAGUUAACGCCCUUGACUGUUGCGCAGUACGUAAUAAUAAGCUCAUCCAAACUGUGUAAAAUACACAGCUAGGAGGGAAUAACACGCGAACUCUCUGCCGUGUUGCAACAGCGAGAAAUGAAAAGACAAGUAAAAUAGGAAAAGGAAACAAUUCUCCCGAAUGGACGAAAGUCUCGCGUUGUGAUAGUGACCAACCACAAAAAGCGAACGUCCAUUGACAAUAAUCGUCUCCUUUUUUCCCGUCAAGUUUCCCUUUUCCUUUUUCCCAGCAGCAGCAGCAGUGGACGACAUAAUAAUAUUUCAUUAUCACCCUGACCGAAAUUGACAAGGGUGGCCAGUUACUAUUAUAACAUGUACCUGAUGCAACCGAGCAAAGUAUAUAAGUCGGUAGUGUCGACUCGAUUAAGUCACCAGUCGCUUUCAGUCGAUUCCACCACCAACAACUACUCCAACAUCAUGCAGGUCCAAUUCAUCCUUGUUUCCCUCGUUGCAUUGGCUGUUUUUACAUCCGGAGAGGAACAGCCCAAAUACACAGACACUGUCGCCAAGUCAUCCGAGCAACAGUACGCUCCCAUGCCGCACUCGUUUGCCUGGGAAGUGAAGGACGAGCCGAGCAAAAACGACUACUCGCACCAACAGGAAAGCGACGGCAAAGUCACGACCGGAUCCUACCGCGUUGCCUUGCCCGAUGGCCGCACCCAAAUCGUCACCUACACGGCCGACCAAAACGGAUACGUCGCUGAAGUCAAAUACGAAGGAGAGGCCCAAUAUCCCGCACCUUCUUCAUACAGCAACAAACCAUCAGCGAGUUAUCCGACCGAACAGGCGAAACCAACAACAGCUUACCCCGUUGCUUGAAUAGCCCGAACCACUGAAGCUCAGCGAUCCUUAUAGAAACAUAAUGAACCGAUGCAUUUUCUCCAAUUCCUUUAAAUGCAUUAUUGAUUGUAAGUUUGUAACUAAAUCUUUUGUAAUAUAUGGAAGUAUAAAUGUAAAACGUUAA